Messenger RNA from Hymenoscyphus albidus, 1613 nucleotides. NCBI's taxonomy places the organism in Eukaryota, Fungi, Ascomycota, Leotiomycetes, Helotiales, Helotiaceae. The record is from the annotation of a GenBank genome assembly.
AUGCUCUGCGAAAACUGCUCGGAUCUAGAUCUUAUCGCCGCUCUAGGGGAAGGAUACAAGGGCGUUAAAGCACCCUGGAAGGGAUGUGUUUGGGUUUCGCGCACUUCCCACCCAGAACAGGUAUGGGCUUGAGAUGAAGGGAAGGAUUGUGAAUUUUGUGACUUCAUUGCUCGGAUAUCAGAGGAUCGCGAACCGGAAAAUCUCAAACCGCGUUUCCUAUCGGUUCACAACCGAGAAUCUAUGGACUAUAGCCGCCUGCAUCAAGAUUGUUACCCAAUUUUCGAAAUCACGUUCGCUCGCCCAACCCUAUCCCAAGAACAUGCUCUGUUAGAAUACCGAAGGGGAAAAGAUCACGCUACGUUUUGUACUCGGCAUAUUGUAUUCUGCAAGACGACGCAGAUGAUCGCAAGCAUCAAAUUCAGCAAAUGGACCUUGUUUAUCGUUUUGCAGAGGUCACUCUAAUAGCGGCUACUGGUGAUAAUGCUGAUGCGGGACUUCCUGGCGUUUCAAAUAGUGCCGGCCGCGUUCAAAUAACAGGUACCUUUCGUGGUACCACUCUUUCAACUUGUCAAAUAUGCCCUCUUCAGGCUGUCCUUAAUUCUUACUGGAAUUCUCGUGGCUGGAAGUUUCAAGAAAGCUUCUUUUCUCGACGGAGGCUCUUUUUCGGCGAAAAUCAGAUUUUAUACGAUUGUGCUGAAGUAACAGAACUGGAAGAAGUCGUACACCGGAAGAAAUAUACGGGGAUACCGCAAUGGAGUUCUAAUAUUCCCACCACUGCUAUUUUCAGCCUGGUGUCUGAAUAUUCAAAGCGUAACUUGAGUUUCCCUGUCGACGCUCUAAAUGCAUUUGAGGGUAUCUUAAGCGCCUUUAACUCAAGAGAGACUUCAGUCAAAGCUCAUUGGGGUAUUCCAAUACUGCCCAAUGACAAUGCUAAUCAUCCCAACUUUCAAGGUUCCAGGAUCGCCAGUUUACUCCUUGGGCUGUCUUGGUAUCACCAGGAUAACGCAUUGGUCCAUCGGCGAGAAGGCUUCCCUAGUUGGUCAUGGACCGGUUGGAAGGGCUAUAGCAUCGAAUACAGUUAUUCCUUGCGUUCAAAAGAUUCAAAUAUUACCGUUCCUUGCGAACUGAAAAUUUAUGUUGGAAAUGGCAAUGAGCCAAAGAUCGAAUGGUCUGAUUUUCUGUCAAGACUUUCUACCCAAGACGUGCAUCAUAGAGUCUUACAAGAACUUUGGUUAUGUGCUCCUUCAUUCAAUGUCAGACUGUACAAUUCGAAUAAUGGUCUGAAAGCAUACACGGAUCAGGACGAACAGUCAUUAUAUGAGGAGUAUGUGUAUUUAGACUCUCAAUUUCAAGACCUUGAACACCUGAACGACGCUACAUCUGCUCAUAUCGAUACACGCAGCUGUUUCGCAAUUUUUUUAUUUUCAUUAUGGAGGAAGUCGGAACGUGAAUGGAGAUGGCAAUACUUCCUUCUAGUUUCAAAAAAACACGAUGUCUGGGAGCGAAUUGGCAUUUGGUUCCCUUAUUUGAAUACCAAAGAUGAGAUUCCUGAGUUCGAGAAGAAGAUAAAAGCAUUACCAAGCUAUCAGAUCAGGGUAUUCUGCAUUCAAUAA